Molecule: messenger RNA, 1175 nt
Organism: Colletotrichum acutatum
Lineage: Eukaryota; Fungi; Ascomycota; Sordariomycetes; Glomerellales; Glomerellaceae
Exons: 4
Coding region: 398-988 (196 amino acids)
Source: RefSeq, a predicted model, not a curated record
CCCCUCACCGGCCAUAUGGAUGCAUUCGCAAACACACCUCGCAACUUAAGCCGCAGCCUGCCUAAGCGCUUAUACGUCGCCAUCAUCUUCUAAUGAGGUCCAAUGAUACUGCCACAGCCUCCAGUGCCGCCAUUUUUGGGGCGAACCAACUUCCACGACGCUGGACAGGCGCACGAGGCGCAAGGCAACCAUGAAGCACACCACCGUCUGAACUCGCCCAGCGAACCUCGUGUCAAGACCUGCCAAGUAUGUGCCCGGGUAUCGCGUAGCGUUAAAUCCACUUCGGCCGGUCCUACAUAACGACCACCCCAGCCCAACGCCUCUCACAAAGCUCCUAAACGACUACCCUUUGUACGCCGUACCUGGACGCGAGGCUGCCUCGGUCUCGUAUCGCAUUAUGCCCGACCAAAAAAGCAGAGAUUCCGAAGAAUUUCUCCCGAAUGACGAAAUUGCUCGCUUCGUCAACAAAGAUCAAGUGGAAAAAGUUCUCAGGUUUGCAAACCUUGGUACUGAUACCAGCCUCAUCGACUUUGUGUCGGACGAUGCCAACCAGUUAUUCCUGAUCCUCGUAUCGAUGUCAAGCAAAGAUGAAGAGCAAGUGUCUUUUUUGGAAGCUCUGAAAGCCCAUCUUUUCACCAACAAGUCCCUUCCCAUUACGUUCCAAGGGGCUCGAAAUGCUGUCGGCGACAAAGUUUUCUGGUGGCAACCCUACUCACCCUCUGGCGGUGAUUGCCCCCGUCUCCCUCUUCACAUUCAGCGUUGUGGCCGCAUCCAGAAAGACCUCUUCCAGAUAAACCAGUGGAGGUUCAUUGCCCCAGUAUUCGGAACAGGGCAAGACUUCCGCUUUCAUUUCCGAAAAAGCGUAGUACUUCCGUACCUGGAGGUCAAGCAAAGAGUAGAAAGCCGAGGGUUCUUUGGGGAGGUGUUGCAAGUAAUUGUUCAUGCAGCGCAUAUCAAUGCUCCGAACUUGAUCAAGACGGCUCCGUAGCGGUUGCACUGAAGAAGGCAAACGACGACCCUGAGCUUCGCAAGUUCUUUGACAAAGAGGCAAAUAAUCUCGAGAGAUUUAGAAAUUUCAAGUCGAACCACCUGAUCAAACCUAUCGCGGCCUACGAACAAGACCAAGAUCGCUGUCUCCUCUUUCCUUGGGCAGAAGGGGGGAACCUGGCUCAAUA